CUGGACUCCAGGUCCACGGAGAAACGUCCAUGGAAACGCCGGGCGUAGACAGUCGGGUUACAGGCUCCGCAGCCGGGGCAGAGCUUCGAUGGAUUGGCGGCAGGCUGCUGGACGCCACGGGGAAGUUUGUUGGGUCUCUUUCGCAGAGAAUGACAGGGGAGCAGAUGUUGCAUCGAGUAACUCCGGAGACCUCGACCUCUGUGGAGGAGCCUGAGAUAGACUAUGAAGGACUGCCUCAAGGAGCCGCCACCAGCACACACAUGCUGGCAGGAUCCGUGGCUGGAAUCAUGGAGCACUGCCUCAUGUACCCCAUCGACUGUGUCAAGACUCGCAUGCAGAGCCUUCACCCGGAGCCGGGGGCACGCUACAGGAACGUGAUGGACGCCCUGCAGCAGAUUGUGCGGACGGAGGGCGUGUGGCGACCAAUCAGAGGGGUGAACGUGCUGGCGGUGGGGGCGGGGCCUGCUCACGCGCUCUACUUCGCCAGCUACGAGAAGAUCAAGUUCUCGCUCAGCGACACCAUCCACCCUGGAGCCAACAGCCACUUUGCAAAUGGAGUGGCCGGUUGCAUGGCCACAGUGCUGCAUGACGUCAUCAUGAACCCAGCCGAAGUUGUGAAACAGCGGAUGCAGAUGUUCAACUCUCCGUACCGCGGCGUGCUUCACUGUGCGGCGUCUCUGUUGAGGCACGACGGGCCGGCCGCGUUCUACCGCAGCUUCACCACCCAGCUGACCAUGAACGUGCCCUUCCAGGCGCUCCACUUCAUGACCUACGAGUACCUCCAGGAGCUGCUCAACCCGCACAGACAGUACAACCCGUCGUCCCACGUCGUGUCCGGCGCGCUGGCCGGAGCCCUCGCCGCCGCCAUCACCACCCCGCUCGACGUCUGCAAGACGCUCCUCAACACGCAGGAGGCUCAGGCCAUACACGUGAUCCGGGCCGAGGCGGCGACGGCCGGCGGGGCGGCGGUGGGAGCGUCCGCCGGCGUCCGGCACAUCUCCGGCCUCGGAGAGGCUUUUCGGACGGUGUACAGGAUGGGGGGGGCGCCGGCCUUCUUCAAAGGCGGCCAAGCCCGGAUCAUCUACCAGAUGCCCUCCACGGCCAUCAGCUGGUCCGUCUACGAGUUCUUCAAAUACAUCAUCACCAAGCGGCAGCACGAGAGGCAGCUGCACGGAGAUCGUGACAGCGACAAAUAAAACAUCUGGCGGUCGAGGAUUUUGGGGUUUCGGGCAAAACGCAACGAGUUUGGAGAGAUCCAGAGUUUAGAUUCUUUGAGCAAACUUUUAUUUUGUUUACUGAGAUCUAUUAACCGAGUUUGAUCUAUUUCAUAGCAGGCGAGGACACGUACGAAUGUUAGGAGACGUCUACUUUAUUAUCGGGGUUAAUGUCCAUUAACAUCCAUCUGACAGAAAACAGGCCUUUAAAUCGCUGACUGGAAGUCCUGGUUCCCUAAACUCGCCCACUGAAUCCUGAUGCUUCAACUACCCAACUCAACGUUAGUCAACGCAGAGACAGUCUAACUGAACUAUGACUCUGAGCUUUAAGGUGUUUACAUUCACUUCCAAUGAACUGUGUAGAAAUUGUAUCUUUUUUUUUUUUAACAUACAAAGGGCUAGAACUCCUACUUUAAUGUCCUAGUUACAAUCCAGUGUGUCUGAGGUCAGAACCAGAACACGGUUCAUCCCGACACAAAUACUGAAGAGCUGCGUCGGUGUUACGACCAUAUCACCUCCUGACCACCGGGGGGCGCACAGCUCAACAGAAACCAGCUGGAGAAUUACAGAAUCGGCAACAUCCAAUUAGUUUGAAUACAAGUGCUGCUGUACAGUAACUAGUACAUCAUGUGGGCGACACAAAGCCUGUAAUAUAUCAUCCUCCUUGUUGUUUAGUUUUGGAUAAAAGAAUCCUCGAGUAUAGAGAGCUCCAGGAACGAGUCCCGAAACACUUCCUGUCCCCUCGUCUUAACUUCGGUGUGUUCUUGGUGAGAUGUCUGAAAUAAGUUCUGUGGUUAACGCCAGCUGAAGAGAUUUUAACGUUUUGUUCUACGAUGUAAAAUACGUCGGUAAACUCCCCUCUGAUGAACUCAGAAGCUUCUACGCGUACUAAAAGACGAUUGCUAACGAGAGUUGAGACGAGUUUAACGUCCUCGUUGGGUUUGCGUCACCAAAGGUUAGUUUAUAUGCGAGCGUUAGCGUUGUACUUCUGCUGAUUACAUUCACACCACGGCGGGGCGAUGUAUUGAUAUUAAACCAAUAUAUUGAUAUUAAACCGAUAUCGUUUUAGAUUUUAUUUAUGGUGAAAAGACAUCAGUGUUCCUGGUUUUAAAGGCUGCGUUGCAGUCGCAUGAUAACAAGAAUCAAAUCCACGUUACUGAUGAUUAUUUAUCAAAAAUCUCAUUUUUUGUGGAAGCACCUGACGAUAUCGAUAUCGUGGUAUUUGGUAAAAAAACGUUAUAUUCUCCAUAUCGACCCAGACCUACACAUUUAAUUUGUGAUCUUGCUGUGAACAAAACGUGAGUUUCAUAAUUGUUUGUUACAGAGUUCAUUUUCUGCAAUAAUCCAAAAUCCUAU
Molecule: messenger RNA, 2570 nt
Organism: Anarrhichthys ocellatus (wolf-eel)
Lineage: Eukaryota; Metazoa; Chordata; Actinopteri; Perciformes; Anarhichadidae
Product: mitoferrin-2-like
Exons: 4
Coding region: 30-1196 (388 amino acids)
Biological process (GO): iron import into the mitochondrion
Cellular component (GO): mitochondrial membrane
Molecular function (GO): ferrous iron transmembrane transporter activity
Source: RefSeq, a predicted model, not a curated record